CGGCAGUGCGCACGCUCAGAAUCCGCGAGCCAGUCGCGAGCAGCGCGCGCGCACGCGACUCGACACGAACGACUCUCGUGACCGCUACCACUCACUACAUGGCAAUUGUUUGACAACUUUAUUAUGUGAUAUAAUAAGACUUGCAUUUAAGAAUAUUUAAUCGUAAUUUAAGAAUCUCUUUAGAGGUUAAGUUUUAGGGCGUAAAUAAUUUAUUGUGGGAUCAAAAUGACAAUUAAAAAUAAAAAGACUAAGCAGUCUAAUCAAGUGGCUUCGUCCAGUGGAGCUUCGACGAGUGUUCAAAAGAGCAGUUCAACAACAACCAGCAGCAGUACUGUGCAGAAAGUCAGCUCCGGCAAGAAGGUCCGCUACAUCGAGGUAAAGGUCGAGGAAGACGACCCGCUUAUGAUAACUGACGUAACCGACCAUGGGUCGGUGACUGGCUCCACUAUAUCGGAGCAUUAUAACAGCCACCCGCACUAUAUUAUCACGGAAGCUCCUUCGAUGACUGAUCUAUCGCAAACAAGAUCGCUAGGACAUCAUACAAGUGAUAUGGCUCUGUCCACAACUGGUGAGUUCGUUUCAUCGUCGGUGCUACAAGAAUCCUCAUCGCAACAACAAAGUUCUAAGAGUGAGACUUAUCAAUCUUCUUCUACAUCUGUUCAACAGUCUGGUUCUAGUCAAAGCCAGACAUUUGAUCGAACUAUGGAUUCUUCUUCUGGAAAUCAAACUCUCAAUACCGCCUUUUUAGAUAGCAAUGGAAGCCGUGUCGCAGACUCCUCAUCUACAUUCUUAACAAGAUCUCAAGGUGCUAAUGCUACUAAUUCUUUGCUUCAAUCUGAACGUCAGGACGUUCUAAAUAAGCAAACAGCCGCAACGAACCAGUCUACUUCUUCAAAAUCUGAUGCAAGCAAAUUUACAUCAACAAAUCAGAAGAACACUAACCAACGAGAGAAUGUAACUUACCAAAAUUCUCCUCAGCCGUCGAAAAGAGGUCAGACUGCAAAGUCUGAUAUUUCUAACUUCUACGGUGGUGAAGGAUCGCUUGACAAAGAUUCAAGGACAAAACAGUUUACGAGCACUUCACAAUCUAGUGAGAGUAAGAGCAGCAGUGUAGUAAAAUCCUCUUCAUCGUCGUACGUUGUUGAAAUAAUAGAUGGCAAAGAACGCAUAAUUGACAGCACUCACAGAGAAUGGGGCGAUGCUAAAGAACAAGCCAAAAGUGAGGCAUACGAUAGCGUAAGUGGUACAGGUAUCAAGCCACAAUCGGCACAUAGCAUACAGAAUUAUGACAUGAAAUCUAAAUACGACACUGGAAAAGAUGGAAAAAAACCUAAAAGUGAAUUGACAAUAAAAGAAGAUGCAAAGUUUAUUAAAGACGGAAGUCAAGUCACUUCUCACACUAACUACAUUAAGGAGAAGGACAAUUCUAUUGAACAACAAUAUACUUCUACACAGGGACAGCUAACUUCUAAAGAUAAUCAUUCUAACAUCACACAAGAUAAGUUAAAUGCUAAUAUUUCUACUCAAGAUCACUCAAAUACUAGUGAUUAUCAUCAACUGUCAAAUAUUACGGAAGAGCAAAUCAGUUCAAGCUCUCAAAAUUAUACUACUACUACGUCUAAUAGCGAGGAUACUAUCAAAACAAACAAAAGCAAUAUAAAAUCAAUUGAUGCCACAACACAGGAUAAGAGACGUAAUGUAAACAAAACAGAUUCAUCAAACUUUUACGGUUAUGACACAACUGUACAAGAUGAAUUGAAAAAAGUUGGUGAUAUUUUACAUGUGGGAGACAGCAAAAACUUUAACUUUUCAACUAAAAUCAUGAAGAGUAACACCAGUAGUGCUGAGCAAGCCACUUCUUCGUCAUACAGGGUUGAAAUAGUCGACGGAAAGGAAAGGAUUAUUGAUACGUCUAACAGAGAAUGGGGCGAUAGCAAAGAGCAUGCGACGUAUGAGAAGAGUCACAAUGUGGGCGGAACUGGUGUUAAACCUCAACAUGAAUAUACUCGCCAUGUUUUGGAUAAAGAAUCUCAUUACGAUACUGGUAAAGACGGAGUACCUACGAGCUCUAACUACGUUUCAGAAGAGUCCGCUUUAUAUAAAGAUGGAAAACAAAUCGCUUACACAAGUAACACUCACGGCGGUGACUAUACAAAAAAGAAGGCUAUUACUGAAAAUUUCAAUGAUACAGAUGAUAUUCUGAAUCGACGCAUUCAAGGUACAACUGAUGACAAUGUUCACUCAUCUACUUAUCAAACGACAUCUACUGAUCAGUCUACCAUAAAGGACUCGAGUAAUGUUCAGCACACAAGCGAAUUUUUGACUACUGAGAAACAACACCUUACACAAGAGACAGCAUCCACGUUGAACAAGGAGACAAAAGAUACCCUUACAACUUAUGAACGAAGUACAGGGACUUGGAAUGGAAAAUUCAUUUACGAAAAGGAUGAUGAUAGGCCCAAACGACCAAAAGAUAUGUCUCCUUUUGGUCGACCAGAAAAACCAAGGCAUCAUCUGAAAAGGCAAGAUACAGAAGAAAACAUCAUAUUGUCUUCGAGGGACAUUAAAGAUUUUACAUCAAUAAGUGAUUUGAGGAAAAUCAUCGAAACAACGCAGUCUAACAAAAAUGUUACUGUAAGUGAUAAAAGUAUUGUGAUUAACAGAAGGACGAUAGAUGAUAGGGUGUUGAAAGACAUCAUUGAUACAGUAAAGAAGUAUCCUUUCAAAAGAAUUGAGAAGGUUUCUUUCGGAACUAAAAUAAAUGAAGACGUAAAGGAUUUGUACGAAGGCGUUGACGCCGAAGAGCUCACGACAAUUGUGAAUACCGCUAAUACCGAAUUUACUAAGAAGUCUUUUGAAGUUGAAAAGACUAAAAGUCAAGUAGAAGUCACGCGCUACAUAAUCGAGAAUGGAAUAAAAACGAAGAUUACCACAUACGAGGAUGCAAAAGAGGAUGACAAGGUCAAGACAAACGUUUUCGUCGACAAGAGCGCGAUGGAUGUUACAAACUUGCGAGACGCCAAGAUGACGAAGGACGUACGCGAAUAUGAUGUGGUCGACCAUACCAUCACUAGCACGAGAGAGGAUAUCAGCACGGUCUAUGAUGAGACCGUCAUUGAUGAUCGGAAGACCAUACUCGACGAUAGAACUACUUCCGAGACCACUUUCAUUGAAGAGACCAGGCCAAGAGGCCCUAAAAAACCUGAAAAGACAGUUAUUAAGGAACAGUGUAUCUGCGAAAUGUGCACUUGUGGACGUCAUCGUUGCCCACACAACGAUGUCCCGGAGCCAUUGUUCGAUGUGGAGCACACGACGAAUGUGGUGUCUGCGUACAAACAGGAUUAUGAUGAAAAACACGUUAGUCGCACUACUACUGUGCAUCAUGAAGACCAUCUACGCCUGGAGGGCGAUUUUCAAGAGCCUCAUCGGCCGAAAUGGCAAGCCGCUGAGCGCCCCAAACAAAUAAAACCGGAAGACAAUCUCAAACCAGAAGGAGAUUUUGAAAAGCGGCGACCAGAAGAAUGGCGUCCUGGUGACAGAGCCCCUGUAAGAAAACCUGACGAUAACUUGAGGCCUGAAGGAGAAUUUACUACUCCUGAGAAAGAACAAUGGCGGCCAGCUGAAAGGCAAAAGCCAAAAAAGCCUGAUGAUAAUUUGAAACCGGAAGGAGACUUUGAAAAGCGCAAGCCUGAGCAGUGGCGACCCGGUGACAGAGCUCCAGUGCGUCGUCCUGAAGAUAACUUAAAACCGGAAGGCGAUUUUGAGCAAAGGCGACCUGACGAGUGGCGUCCCGGUGACAGAGCACCCGUUCGGCGUCCUGAGGAUAAUCUUAAGCCUGAAGGUGACUUUGAGAGACGUAAACCAGAAGAGUGGCGCCCAGGCGACCGCGCGCCAGUACGUCGUCCUGACGACAACUUGAAACCUGAAGGCGACUUUACCACCCCAGAGAAGGAAACCUGGCGCCCAGCUGAAAGGCAAAAGCCUAAAAAACCUAGUGACAAUUUAUAUCCUGAAGGUGACUUUGAGAAGCGCAAACCUGAGGAGUGGCGUCCAGGCGACAGAGCUCCAGUGCGUCGUCCUGACGAUAAUCUAAGACCUGAAGGCGACUUUGAGAAAAGGCGCCCUGAAGAGUGGCGUCCCGGUGACAGAGCACCAGUUCGGCGUCCUGAGGAUAAUCUUAAACCUGAAGGUGAUUUCGAGAAACGUAAACUGGAAGAGUGGCGCCCAGGCGACCGCGCACAAGUACGUCGUCCUGACGACAAUUUGAAACCUGAAGGCCAAUUCACCACUCCAGAGAAGGAACCCUGGUGCCCAGCUGAAAGGCAAACGCCUAAAAAACCUGGUGAUAAUUUAUAUCCUGAAGGUGACUUUGAGAAGCGCAAGCCCGAACAGUGGCGUCCUGGUGACAGAGCUCCAGUGCGUCGUCCUGAAGAUAAUUUAAAACCUGAAGGUGACUUUGAGAAAAGGCAACCUGAAGAAUGGCGUCCCGGCGACAGAGCACCUGUUCGACGUCCUGAGGAUAAUCUUAAGCCUGAAGGUGACUUUGAGAAAAGGCGACCUGAGGAGUGGCGUCCCGGUGACAGAGCACCAGUUCGGCGUCCUGAGGAUAAUCUUAAACCUGAAGGUGACUUCGAGAAACGUAAACCGGAAGAGUGGCGCCCAGGCGACCGCGCACAAGUACGUCGUCCUGACGACAAUUUGAAACCUGAAGGCGAAUUCACUACUCCAGAGAAGGAACCAUGGCGUCCAGCUGAAAGGCAAAAGCCUAAAAAACCUGGUGAUAAUUUAUAUCCUGAAGGUGACUUUGAGAAGCGUAAACCUGAGGAGUGGCGUCCAGGUGACAGAGCUCCAGUGCGUCGUCCUGAAGAUAAUCUUAGACCUGAAGGUGAAUUCACUACUCCAGACAAAGAACUUUGGCGUCCCGCAGAAAGACAAGUACCCAAAAGGCCACAAGAUAACCUAAAACCCGAGGGAGAGUUCGAGAAACCUAAGCAAGAUGAAUGGCGCCCAGCUGAAAGGCAAUCACCAAAAAAACCAGAGGACAAUUUGAAACCAGAAGGAGCAUUUGAGAAACCUAAGCAUGACGAAUGGCGUCCCGCAGAACGACAAACACCCAAGAAGCCACAUGAUAACCUAAGACCUGAGGGAGAGUUUGAGAAACCUAAGCACGAUGAAUGGCGUCCCGCGGAAAGACAAACGCCCAAGAAGCCACAAGAUAACCUGAGGCCAGAGGGUGAGUUUGAGAAACCUAAGCACGAUGAAUGGCGCCCAGCUGAACGGCAAAAGCCGAAAAAACCUGUGGACAAUUUAAGACCAGAAGGCGACUUUGAGAAGAGAAGGCCUGAAGAAUGGCGCCCAGGCGAUCGAGCAGCUGUUCAUCGCCCUGGCGAUAAUCUCAAACCUGAAGGAGAAUUUACAACACCAGAAAAAGAAGAAUGGCGUCCUGCAGAACGUCCAAAACAAAAGAAACCUGAAGACAACUUGAAACCAGAGGGUGAAUUUACAACUCCCGAUAAACCAGAUUGGAAACCUGCUGAAAGACCGAAGCAAAAGAAACCAAUGGAUAACUUGAAACCUGAAGGUGAAUUCACUAGCACAAGAACUAUAACCGAAGAUUAUAAGAUAGUAACCGGAGAACGAGCUGAAAUAGUGAGACAUGUUGACAACAUUAUUACUGAAGGAGAAUUUGUAGAUACCACUACUUCCCGCACUGAGUAUACUAUUAAGCCAGCAGAAAGACCAAAGCCGGUUCGUCGUAAUACUUGGACAAAGAUUGAAGGCGAGUUGACUACUGACACGACUUCUAAAACAGAGUAUAUUGAUUUUACUGACAUGGUAGAAAGAACUACUACGGUCGCGAGAAGAGCUGACAACUUAGUCCGAGAAGGGGAAAUUGAUUUUGUUACUUCUACACAGACGGAUUUCACUCAAAAAGUUUCACCAGUAGAACGUAAACAAAGACGUCGUACCUGGACAAAAGAAGAUUUUGAGAAAUUUUAUUCCACGGAAGAAUUACAAAAAAUAACCACUUCACAACACGAAUAUAGAGCAUAUGAGGAUACAGAUGUAAGACAACAAAUUAUUAGAACAGAUAAUCUCCACACAGAAGGUACAUUUGAAAGUCUCACUGUCUCACAUGACGCUUUUCAACCAAAAUUUACUGAGCGACCUAAACAAAAGAAACCGUUAGACAAUUUGAAACCAGAAGGUGAGUUUGAGAAACCGAAACAUGAUGAAUGGCGUCCUGCUGAACGUCAGACUCCAAGAAAACCUAAAGAUAACUUGAAACCUGAAGGAGAAUUUGAAUCUCAUAAACCAGAAGAAUGGCGUCCAGCUGAAAGGCCGGAAGUAAAAAAGCCAAAAGAUAAUUUGAAACCCGAGGGAGAAUUCGAGAAACCGAAGCAAGACGAAUGGCGUCCAGCAGAAAGACAAUCACCUAAGAAACCAGAAGACAAUUUGAAACCUGAAGGAGAGUUCGAGAAACCAGAACACGAGGAAUGGCGCCCGGCCGAACGACCUGAAGUUAAAAAGCCUAAAGAUAACUUAAAACCAGAAGGUGAAUUUGAAAAACCUAAGCAAGAAGAAUGGCGUCCAGCAGAAAGACAAACACCUAAGAAGCCACAAGACAACUUAAGACCAGAAGGCGAAUUUGAAAAACCAAAACAUGUUAAAUGGCGACCAGCUGAAAGGCAAACACCUAAGAAACCCGAAGAUAAUUUGAGACCCGAGGGCGAAUUCGAGAAACCUAAGCAUGAAGAAUGGCGUCCGGCAGAGAAACAAACACCUAAGAAGCCGCAAGAUAACCUAAGACCAGAGGGAGAAUUUGAGAAACCUAAGCAUGAUGAAUGGCGUCCAGCAGAAAGACAAACACCUAAGAAGCCGCAAGAUAAUCUAAAACCGGAGGGAGAAUUUGAGAAACCUAAACACGAUGAAUGGCGACCAGCUGAAAGGCAAACUCCAAAGAAACCCGAAGACAAUUUGAGACCCGAGGGCGAAUUCGAGAAACCUAAACAUGACGAAUGGCGUCCAGCAGAAAGACAAACGCCUAAGAAGCCACAAGAUAACCUAAAACCAGAGGGAGAAUUUGAGAAACCUAAACACGAUGAAUGGCGACCAGCUGAAAGGCAAACCCCAAAGAAACCCGAAGACAAUUUGAGACCCGAGGGCGAAUUCGAGAAACCUAAGUAUGAUGAAUGGCGUCCGGCAGAGAGACAAACACUUAAGAAGCCACAAGAUAAUUUGAAAUCCGAAGGUGAAUUUUCAACACCAGAAAAACAGCCUUGGCGACCAGCUGAGCGUCCGAAACAAAAGAAGCCAGAAGAUAAUCUUAAACCAGAAGGCGAAAUCGAAACUAGAAAACCUGAAAAAUGGAGACCUGGUGAACGCGAACCUGUAAAACGUCCAGAAGACAAUUUGAAGCCAGAGGGUGAAUUUACUACUCCCAAGAAAGAAGAAUGGAAACCAGCUGAAAAGGCUGUAGUAAUAAAACCUGUAGAUAAUUUGCGUCCAGAAGGUGAAUUUACAACUACUAGAACUAUAACUGGAGAUUACACUAUCAUUACUGGAGAAAGAGUUGAUAUAAUUAGGCACACUGAUAAUUUGAGAUUAGAAGGUGAAUUUGAAAAAACUGAACAUAGACAGUGGGUUCCAGCCGAAAGACCUCAAAUGACGAAACCAAAAGAUAAUCUAAAGCCAGAAGGAGAAUUUGAGAAGCCUACGCAAGAUAAAUGGCGUCCAGCUGAAAGGUCUACUCCGAAGAAACCUGAGGACAACUUAAGACCAGAGGGCGAAUUUGAAAAACCGAAGCAAGAUGAAUGGCGACCAGCAGAAAGACAAACACCUAAGAAACCACAAGAUAACCUUAGACCUGAAGGAGACUUUGAAAAACCUGAAUAUGAAAAGUGGCGUCCAGCUGAAAGACCAGAAGUCAUAAAACCGAAAGACAAUUUAAAACCCGAAGGUGAAUUCGAAAAACCUAAAUACGAUGAAUGGCGUCCAGCCGAAAGACAAACACCUAAAAAACCUCAAGACAAUCUCAGACCUGAAGGAGAAUUCGACAAACCGAUACAAAGUGAAUGGCGACCCGCUGAAAGACCGACACAGAAAAAACCAAAAGACAACUUAAAACCUGAAGGGGAGUUUGAAAAACCAGAAUUUGAGAAAUGGCGUCCAGCUGAAAGACCUGAAGUUAAGAAGCCGAAAGAUAACUUACAACCCGAAGGUGAAUUCCAACAACCAAAACAAGAUGAGUGGCGACCUGCUGAAAGACAAAAACCUAAGAAACCUGAGGACAAUUUGAAACCAGAAGGUGAAUUUGAGAAGCCGAAGAAUGAUGAGUGGCGUCCUGCAGAGAGACCUGAAGUAAAAAAACCGAAGGAUAACUUGAAACCAGAGGGUGAGUUUGAGAAACCGAAACACGAUAAAUGGCGCCCAGCAGAAAAGCCUGAAGUCAAAAAACCUAAAGACAAUCUCAAACCCGAAGGCGAAUUCGAAAAGCCCAGACAUGAAAAGUGGCAGCCAGCUGAAAGGCAAACGCCAAAGAAACCUCAAGAUAAUCUUAAACCAGAAGGUAAAUUUGACAGGCCUGUGAAACCAAAACUAAUAUCUGGUGAAAGACCUGUUCAAAAGAAACCAAAAGACAAUCUUAAGCCCGAAGGUGACAUGGAUGUAGUAAGACGAACUGAUUACAAUGCUACUAGAGGAGAACGCGUUGACGUUGUUAAACACGAAGAUCAUCUAAAAAUGGAAGGUACUAUUGACUUACAUCGUUCUAGAGACGAUUACAAACGAAGUGAGAAAACCGAAAAAGUUGUUGUUCAGAGACAUGAAGAUAAUCUUAGAACUGAAGGAGAGUUUAUUGAUUUACAAGUUCGUAACGAUUAUAGUGCAACCAAAGGUGAAAGGGCUCCUGUAAUUAAACCGAAAGAUAAUUUGAAACCCGAUGGUAAGUUCUACAAACCUGAAGUAAUACCUUCUCAGCCAGCUGAAAAACGAAAGCCGUUCAAGUACGUAGACAAUAUUACUAUCGAUACAGAAAUUGAUUUACGUCAAAGACAAAAGAUAGAGAGACUUGAUAUUAUUAGAAGAGAAGACAACUUGAAAAUUGAAGGAGAAUUUAUCGAUAUGAAACAAAGAAACGACUAUAGUGUCACCAAAGGUGAAAGAGCAGCUGUAGUGAAACAUGAAGAUAAUUUGAGGAUGGAAGGGAAAUUGGAGAAUGUGCGAUCAUCAGAUACAUAUCGUGUCGUAAAAGGACAGAGAGUAAAAUUGACUCGUAGAGAAGAUAAUUUGAAAAUUGAAGGUGUGUUUGAAGACCAUACACGUCGAAAUGAUUACAAAGCCAUAAAAUCUGAAAGGUCUGCCAUUGUAUCCCAUGUUGACAAUUUGAAGCCUGAAGGAGAGUUUGAAAGGAAACCUGUGCCGGAGCCUGUCAAUGGAGAAAAGCGUUCCCCAAUUAAGCAAACUGACAAUCUUAAACCAGAGGGCACUUUUGAUAGACCCUCGAGACCUAAAUGGAUUACCGGGAAAAGACCUGAACCAGUGAAGCCUCAUGAUAAUUUACAUCUAGAUGGUGAAUUUCAAAGCAGACCUAAACAGCAGUGGCAAGCAGGUGAUACACCUGCACAGGUUCGUCCUCAAGACAAUCUUAAGCCGGAAGGCGAAUUUGAACGACCUUCGAGACCGAAGUGGGUUACUACUGAAAGACCCGAUCAAAUAAAACAUAAAGAUAAUCUUUAUCCAGAGGGUGAUUUUCAGGAUAGACCUAAGAGUCAAUGGCAACCAGGUGAAACUCCUGCACAAUCUCGUCCUAAGGAUAACCUAAAGCCAGAGGGUGAUAUUGAUCGCCCUACAAGAGCUAAAUGGCAGACAGGAGAAAGACCGAGCCCUGUGCGACCUAAAGAUAACUUGCACCUAGAAGGGGAAAUAGAGACAAGAACUCCGACCAAAUGGAGCGCAGCUGAAAAAUCGGGUCCCAUUAGACCUAAAGAUAAUCUAUACACAAAUGGUGACGUCACGCGUCAUGACACUACGAGGGAGGUAUCGCGAAAAACAACAGACUCAGUUAUCGCACGAGAUCAGAUGCACAGUGAUAACAUAAACACAUCGCGAACAGAAACUCAAGCCAAACAAUCCACUACUCGUAGCACCGCUGAGCACACUACGUCCAAGCAUAUACAUUCCGAUUCUCAUAUAAAACAAUCUACUGUUAUGUCACAAGACGUCCUUGAUCGCACUAGUUCAGAGACAUCUAUCAACCGUGGAAUUCCCCAUAAUGUAAUCGAUAAAACAAGUAAGCAAGACGUGUUUGACCGUUCCACAUCAAGAAAUGUCACCGAUAGAUCCUUAAGUAAAGGGGAUUCUAAAAAUAUAAAAAGUUCUUCUUCCACUACAAAGACAGUGAAGCAGGUAACAGAAAAAAAAUUGAUAGCUGGUAAAUGGGUAACUGUAACGCGAAAUGUAGAGACUAAUGUUAUAUCGGGUGGCGACACUAAAACCAUUCAAGAUCGUAGUCCUCGUCGUGGUCCUGCUGGUGGAGAUAUUAGCCGGAAUCUUAUAUCAACGGAGCAAACGGUAGAAUCAAGAGACCGAGACGGACAGCAACUCCGUGACACUUCAGAAAGUACAACGUAUCGUCAUAUGUCUAACACCGAACAUAGCUCGAAAGGAAUCGAUUCUACACAAAGAAUUACAUCCGAUCACUCUGCUGUGAAAAGUCACCAAGAUAGUCAAAAGGCCACAAGUUCUGAAAGUCAUACUCGGAAAAAUAUCACCCAUUCAUCUUCGUCAUCUCGUGUUUCGUCAGCUAGUCACACAGAACAGCGUUAUGUUCAGCAAUCAGAGUCUCAGAAAUCGCAUGAAGACUCAUCUCAAAGAUUAAUAUCUUCAGACAGAUCAUCAUCGGUAACACAUGGAUCAAACUCACAAGAACGUGUUGGCUCAGACAAGAGUCACUUCCAACAGAAUGUAACACGAUCUAAUCAGCAAUCGCAAUCGGUGAAUAGAAGUCAACUGAGUGACAGCGUUACAAAAACUAGCGCGGAAUUCCAGAGAGCCAUGCACGGUGGAGGAGAUGCUAUGCUGUCUGCGGUUGAUAGCACGGUUCGAAGUGGACAUCACAAGCGUUCUUCUGACCUUGUUUCCGACGCCGCUUCAUCUAAUGCUAUUCUUCAUCGCAAAGGAAUUACAUCCACAACUGAAGCUCAACACUCUAUAAGUUCUACAGCAGCUGCUCAGCGUAAGAGCAUUGGAAAUCUAUGUGAACGAGGUGAAUAUAUUAGCAAUUCCACUCACAGCUCGGACAGAAAGAGUAUCAGUUCCAUGCAUCGUUCUGCUCGUGAUAAUGUAGGAGUUAUAUCGCAACACACGGAAUUUGAUUCUCGUCGCGGUCAAACUAAACGUGAUUUAGUGGUGGAGAGGCAACCACGAGUAACAAUCCAAGACAAUUUGAGAGUCGGAGGUGAAUUUUAUGCUCAUUCGGAAGGACGUUCCUACGGCAACUUCUCACGUUCGGAGCAAGCACAAAGAUCUGAUCGCACAGAACGUGUAGAGAGAGUCGAGCGUGUAGUUAAGCGCGGCAAUACUUCUUCCUUUACCCUGGGAGACGGUGGAACCAGCUACAAGCGUGAGUUUACUUCUCACGUGCAUGGCGUAUGUCCUGCUACUCUCGUCGAACAGCAGGGUACACCAUUCAAGCACACCCGUGAUACACGAGAACACAAAUUCUACUCAUCAAAAACAACCCAAUCCUAAUACAGCGAGGUAAAACACAAGAGUGACCUAUAUUAUCAUUCCUAAAGCUUUUUAAAUAAAGAUAUAUUAAAGUAAUCGAAAUAACAUAGUACACAUUAUUUAUAUGCCAGCUAUUAUAUAAUAACUAUAACACUGCUAGUCGUUAAAAAUUAACGUGCCUUCUUCUCUGAGAUGCCUACUUGUAAAACAACCUAAGUAUAAUUUUAUUAACACAUUAUUUUGUCAAAAAUUGC
Hyposmocoma kahamanoa is the source of this 11984-nucleotide messenger RNA. RefSeq names its product titin (gene Sdb). The transcript has 5 exons. The record is from RefSeq and is a predicted model, not a curated record. Lineage: Eukaryota; Metazoa; Arthropoda; Insecta; Lepidoptera; Cosmopterigidae. Gene Ontology annotation, molecular function: microtubule binding. Bases 226 to 11751 code for a protein of 3841 amino acids. Gene Ontology annotation, biological process: microtubule anchoring. Gene Ontology annotation, cellular component: axonemal microtubule; centriole; cytoskeleton.